Molecule: messenger RNA, 1964 nt
Organism: Paralichthys olivaceus (Japanese flounder)
Lineage: Eukaryota; Metazoa; Chordata; Actinopteri; Pleuronectiformes; Paralichthyidae
Gene: mrm3a
Product: mitochondrial rRNA methyltransferase 3a
Biological process (GO): RNA processing
Molecular function (GO): RNA methyltransferase activity; RNA binding
Source: RefSeq, a predicted model, not a curated record
UAAUGAGUCACCGUGGACGCCGGCUGCUGUAAACUCUUAAAGGAGAAGAAGAAAGAGAAAUGGCAGCCUACAUGAGGAGCGUGAUGCUUCUCGUCUCCAGAGAACAAACCGCUUUUCUAUCCAGAGGCUGCGGUGUUGUUGUGACAGCUCAACGAUAUGUCCGGGGGCUGAGGAGGAAACCGGUCCGAGUGUUGUUCCCCGACACGGAGGAGGAUCCAGGGCCGAAGACGAGGCCACAGCCCCGGUCUGAAGAUCAGCAGGAGAGGAGGGAGAAGAAGAAGAAGAAGGAGGAGGAGGUGAAGGUCGCAGCAGCAGAACAUCAUGAGGACAGAGGCUCCGUCAGAAACAGGAGGAAUGAACCUCCAGCUCAUGUGUCUGUCAGGGACCAGGUCGAUGACGUGAGCUUUGAGAGAGCUUCUCCUGGAGACAAGAGGCUGGCGAGGUUAGUGAGUGUUGCUCGAUCCAGGACGUUUCGAGAGCACCAGGGUAAGAUCCUCCUGGAGGGCAGGCGUCUGAUCUGCGACGCCCUGGAUGCUGGUGCCAACCCACAGAUGGUGUUCUUCAGUACAGUGGAUCGGCUUCGAGAGCUGCCCCUAGAUAAGCUGAGGAGGGCCACGCUUGUAAAAGUCAAGUUCGAGGACAUUAAAAUCUGGUCCGACCUUGUGGCUCCCCAGGGGGUGAUCGCCAUAUUUUCUCGUCCGGACCCAUCGCGACUAAACUUCACUAGUACAGGUCAUUCAGUGCCGCUGUCCCUGAUAUGUGAUAAUGUCCGAGACCCAGGCAACCUUGGGACUAUGCUGCGAUGUGCUGCUGCUGCUGGAUGCCAUAAUGUCCUGCUCACGAAGGGUUGUGUUGAUGCUUGGGAGCCUAAAGUUUUGCGUGCGGCGAUGGGCGCACAUUUCCGACUUCCCAUAUAUCCCAAUCUAAGCUGGGAUGCCAUUGAAAAUCAUCUCCCGAAACCUGUGACUGUCCAAGUGGCCGACAGCGGCUGUGGCCCUGACAGAAGUAGAGAAACAGAAGACUUGCAAUCUAACGUCUCCCACAAACCUUCAAAAGCAGGAGACUACGGCUGGGUCAGCACAAGGCGGAGUCACAGUGACAUGCGGUUUGAGGAAUAUGACUCGGACUCUGACGACGAGGGACUUUCACUCCCCAGAGUGGACGCCAAGCUGUACCAUGAGAGCUGGGCUCAGAGUCCCACUGCUCUUGUGAUAGGCGGUGAGACAAAUGGUCUGAGUCUCGAAGCGGUGGAGUUGGCUGAGAAAACUGGAGGUCAGAGGAUCUUUAUUCCUGUUGUUCCUGAUGUGGACAGCUUGAAUUCAGCCAUGGCCGCCAGUAUCCUUUUGUUUGAAGGCAGGAAGCAGCUGUUGAAACUCAUGCAAUCUGGAAGAAAAUGGAAAUCUAAAGCUGAGGGUCAGUUAUCAUGAAGUUCCCUGUAAAUGUUGUUGUGUGUCCAUACAACGUACACCCUGCUCUGCUCAUAAUAAAACACUGAAUUGCAAUCAUGGAUUUCAUUUGGAAUUGACAUCAAGUUAUAAAAUAACUGAAUAAUUGACAUCCGAUUGAGCAUGAAAAUGAAAGAUGAACAGAUUCUCAGGUGAAAUAAAAAAAAGGCCAAGACUUUUUGGCGGCUGUGGCUCAGGGGGAGAACGGUUUGUCCCCUGGUUGUAACCCCUGUCUCCUCCAGUCUGCUAUUCAAAGUGUCCUUGGGGUUUAAUAUGUGCUCGAGUGGGUGAAUGUGACUUGUACUGUAAAGUUGAUAAGACUGCUAAAGCGCCGAACAAACAAAGUCCAUUUACUCACCGUGUUGGUCUUUGCAGCCACAGCAUCAAAUAUGCAGAACUCAUGGCACUUGUAUACAAAAAGUGAGAUAAAAAGUUUCCAUCUCACCUGGAGUUUGCACAUGAACAGAAUGAGUCCAUCUACAUGCUGUCUGUGAUAACAAAUGCAAUAUCUGCAUCUUU